Molecule: messenger RNA, 504 nt
Organism: Orbilia oligospora ATCC 24927
Lineage: Eukaryota; Fungi; Ascomycota; Orbiliomycetes; Orbiliales; Orbiliaceae
Exons: 2
Coding region: 1-504 (167 amino acids)
Source: RefSeq, a predicted model, not a curated record
AUGAAUGUCGAAUUCCAGAAUCCAUAUUAUCCGUAUGGUGAAUAUCAUCACGACCCCUGCAUCACUGGGAAUUGCACGUCGGCCGUCACCGUCGUCGUCGUUCAUCUCACCACCCUUAUCGAGAUCCGAACCCUGCGUCCCAAAAUCACCCUAGAUAAAUACAUCGUAUUCCUGCUAUACUUAACGUGGCACGUCUUCCUUCUUUUCUAUCACUUCUACUACUUUGUCUGGGCAAAACCAAAGAGGCCCUGGACCGUCGCCAGAAUCAGUAAGGGCACGGCAAAGAUCUCCAAAAAGACAUACUCAAAAGUCAAAGAGUGGUCUAAAAAGAAGGUCCAGAAGGAUCUUUAUAUCAAUCCGAAUCAGUUCGAAAGAGACGAAAGUGGUCCACCUCAAGUCAAGUUGAAAUGGAGGGAAGCGGUCGAUAUCAACCAGAUGAACCGUUUUCGAGGGUUGAGACGAAGGAAGGUGGUUCGCCAGAACAAGUUCGAUUGGUUCGAGUAG